Myripristis murdjan (pinecone soldierfish) is the source of this 1398-nucleotide messenger RNA. It is a transcript of the gene rassf6, whose product is annotated as Ras association domain family member 6. Lineage: Eukaryota; Metazoa; Chordata; Actinopteri; Holocentriformes; Holocentridae. Gene Ontology annotation, biological process: signal transduction. The coding region runs from base 96 to 1136 and encodes 346 amino acids. The transcript has 11 exons. The record is from RefSeq and is a predicted model, not a curated record.
CGGAUAUUUAAAGCACAGAGAGGAGACAAAGGCAGAUCAAGAGGAGAGCUCCUGCUGGCCAUGUUACACAAGUCGGCUGGGGGGUGAAACCAGAGAUGGACAAGGCGGCUCUGCUCCCGGUGGUCAAAGCAGGAGACGGAAGGACCCUGUCCAGGGCAGAGUUUCUGUCUCUGCUGAAAACCUACAACUGUUUCCUGAAGGACCAGACGCAGCUGCACCUCAGCUACCAUCAGGGUGAUGAUGGCGAGGUGGUGGUGGAGGGCUUCCUGAACAUCUGCUGGGGGGUACGGAGGCCCAUCAGGCUCAAAAUACAGGACGACAAACAGACGCUUCCCUCUCCUCAGCUCACGUCACCCGACCCCGUCAGCCCCAUCAGCCCUGUCGGAGGCAAGAGAGGCAUGACGCGGUGGGGCGAGUACAGCGACCUUCACCACAUCGACGAGAUGGCAGAGACGCCCCAGGAGACGGGAGGCAGCAGUCCAUCAGCAGGCCCCGUCAUUUACGAGACCACCACGCUGCGCCCGGCCAGGCUGAAGCCGUCCGAGCUGGAGGCGGAGUCCAACUUGUUUCGCUGCAUGAGUGACGCCUCGCUGGUGAAGAGGCGGAGGGGGAAGGUCAAGUCAGCGGCGCAGAGGGAGAGAGAAAGACAACACCGCUUCUCCAUCAAUGGACACUUCUACAACUAUAAGACCUCCAUCUUCACUCCAUCCGUUGGCACUCCCACGAAGGUUCGGAUCUCCAGCAAGCUGACCACAGACCAGGUGAUCGAACAGCUGCUGAGCAAGUUCAAGAUAGAGAAUGAUCCUCAGGAGUUUGCCCUCUACUGUGUUCACCAGAGCGGAGAGAGGAGGAAGCUGAGUAACAGAGACCAGCCCUUAUGGGAGCGAAUACUCCAGGGUCCCUCUGAAGACAUCAUGAAGAUAUUUCUGAUGGACAGAGACGAGCAGGAAGUCAGCAACGAUGUGGCUCAGUACCUGAACCUGGAGCUUCCCAUCCUGGAGCAUGUUCUGCUGAAACUCAAAGAAGAGGAGAACAGAGAGAUCCAGAGAGUCAUUAGCAAGUACCACCACCAGCACAGGCUCCUGUCCCACAUCCUGAGCAGUAAGGUGUCUCCUCACAUCGAGACGAGUGUUUGACACGCAGGCGGAAACGACACACAAACAACAAAUCAAGCGUCUAAAUGAGAAAAGGGGACGAGACGGUUUCCAUCACAUCUGCAGCGCCGGAGCCGUCUGAUCCUGAAGACGAAGACACGGCAGACCGUCAAAAACUGAGGACAGGGAUGAAAACCUUUCAGUCGACGAAGCACCGCUCCCACAGGAAAAGUGAGGAGUGACGGUUUUUCCAGAGAAGCAGCUGCUGCGUCUCCUCUGUUGCUCUGUUUGUUUUUGUUUCAUU